AUGAAAACCUCCUCCCGUGCGAAGAAGAAAUCCUCCACUAAGCUUGGAUCUAUGAAAUGCAAGAGACGACCUCCCCUUAUCCUCCACCGAGAUGAACCCCGCAUUAAUUUAAUUUUGUUGGUAUUGCCUGUAUUGAAGGCUAAGCUUGACUCCAUAGCUUCUGAAGUAGACAAGGAAUGGGAUGAGGGUAAACUCCCAAUGCCAAAGGUUGUUAAACGUCUAACAACUUACCAAAUUUAUCUAAAGAAGGAUGGUUCUUUUCCAGAGUGGGAACCCGAAUUCGAGAAGGGAACCACUGUUGUGGGUCUUGUUUACGAAGAAGGAAUUAUUGUUGCUGCUGAUCGUUCAGGCAAAUCAUUAGAGUUCCCGCCAAACUUCGUUCAACUGAAUUCUCACAUGCUGGCCACAAUUUCCGGUGGCAGUGGAAGCGAGUCUUUGCUCAAAGAUCUGCAGAAGAAGUGCAACAUACAAGAACAGAUGAAGGGGAGGAAACCUUCGGUUGCAGAGGUAUUGCACUGGCUGGCUGAGGCUCUUUCAGCUUACAAAGAGGAAGUAGGGAUACUGAUUGCCGUGUGGAGUGAAUCGGAGCAUGGCCUAUAUCGCAUGAAUGGUAAUGGGGAACUUGUUGAAGGUAAUGUGCUUGCAACUGGAUCUGGCUCAAGUGGAGCUCUGUAUGAAGUUAGAUGCUGCGAAAGAUUUGUGCCGGUCACUCGAGCUGCCAAUGUUGGUAGAGUUAGCCUUCGGUCUGAGUAUGCUCCUUAA
Messenger RNA from Oldenlandia corymbosa var. corymbosa, 762 nucleotides. The record is from the annotation of a GenBank genome assembly. Lineage: Eukaryota; Viridiplantae; Streptophyta; Magnoliopsida; Gentianales; Rubiaceae.